GAGACGAACUUCAGGGGCCAAAACAUAAUUAUUUUCCAGAGGUUGAAAGCCAUCUUGCUUCUGCCCGAGAUACAACUGACAACGUUAGCCGCCGCGCCUUGCAUCCAUCUGUUUUCUCUACCUUGCGAGCGGAGCCUCUUCCUUGAAAUCUCCGGCACCGGUGCAUACUGUAAUCUUUCUUCUUUUCUUGUUGGGCCAUCUCUCUCUCUCUCUUUCUGCAAUCAGACCACUUCUUGGCGAUUCGGACUUCAGAUCCGCAGGCGCCCUCUUCUUGAUGCUAUGCACUCAGCGUAAAAGAAAACUUGCAAAACAGGGCAAUCCUUUUCAGACUGGAAAGACAAUCAUGAUCCUGCUUUUGAGCAUGUCUCGCUGUAUCAAUGGUAUGGGAUCUCCUGUUAUGGGAUAUACUGCCUAUUAAGAGUAGAAUCUGAGAGGCGUGAUCUAAGAUCAAGAUGACUAUACCUCAAAGCCAAAAAAUUGGACGUCCAUUGAUGAAGCUUAUCAGAUUGAGAGAAUGGCCUAUUCUGCAGCAGCUGCAUAUUGAGGAGCAGUUACUUCGGACCUCGUCGGAAAAUUGGUGUAUUAUAAAUGAUGGCACUAGGGCACCUACCAUUGUCAUGGGUGUUUCUGGGAAACCUGCCGAACUACUUGAAAUUAAACCAGUGUUACACGAUCAGGUACCUGUCAUCAAAAGGUUCACUGGGGGAGGCACUGUUAUAGUGGAUGGUGGGACAAUCUUUGUUACUUUCAUAUGCAACAAGGAUUCUGUCCCUGAUUUGCAGCCGUAUCCUCGACCCAUCAUGUCUUGGAGCAGCCUAAUCUACAAUGAAGUGUUCCAAGGAACUGGCGAUUUCCACCUCCGCGAGAAUGAUUACGUGUUUGGCAGUCGCAAGUUUGGAGGGAAUGCGCAAUCCAUCACUAAAGGCCGGUGGAUCCAUCACACAUCUUUCUUGUGGGACUACGAGAUCAGAAACAUGGCUUAUCUGAAGCUGCCUUCACGUGCUCCCGAAUAUCGAUCAGCAAGGGGCCAUUUGGAAUUUAUAUGUCGCAUGAGGGACUACAUAUCAAGGUCAGAUUUCAUCGACAGAACAAUAAGGGCACUUGGAACCCAUUUUUCUGUGGAACCUGAAGAGUUGGAAGCAAUUCAAUCCGUGCCGAGCACAAAGUUUUCCCCCUCAUCCAGGCUACUGACGACACAGGAACUAGAAUCGGCAUUAUGUGAAUUAGAGUCUCCGAAGUCUCUUGCUUGUUCCUCAUCUCCAUGAUAAUUUACUGAUGCUGUUUCUUCUACCAAGCUAUUUAACAUUCUUCCUAAUGCGAGAGUUCUAAAUGUAUGAUUCUUUUCCCUGUACUGUGAUUUGCAACUGUCAUUGUACUUGAACUCCGUUAUCAGACUUUCUGAAUUCGAAACUGGUAAAAUAAACUGGAAAGCAUUUUCGUUUUU
Messenger RNA from Syzygium oleosum, 1444 nucleotides. RefSeq lists its product as uncharacterized. The transcript has 5 exons. The record is from RefSeq and is a predicted model, not a curated record. Bases 453 to 1265 code for a protein of 270 amino acids. Gene Ontology annotation, cellular component: mitochondrion. Gene Ontology annotation, biological process: protein modification process. Lineage: Eukaryota; Viridiplantae; Streptophyta; Magnoliopsida; Myrtales; Myrtaceae.